AUGUCCGAGACUGAAGAAAAUUUAAAUAUUCAAUUGAUUCAAGAAAUAUUAAACGAAAAUCCAAAUAAUGUAAAACAAUUGUUGGAAGAGGGAGCUGAUGUUUGGUAUAAAGAUGAUAAAGGUAAAAGCCCUUUACAUUUUGCAUGUGACAAUGGAAAUAAAGAGAUAGUUAGUUUAUUAAUUCAGCACGGCCAUCCUUGGAAUGUUAUCGAUAAUGAUAACGUAACUGCUGGUGAAUAUUCUAAGCGUAAUGGCCAUGAAGAAGUUUAUAAUAUGUUGGUUGAAGAAGGAUGUAGAGCUGAAUUAAUACUUGGAAUGAUUGAUAGAAAGGAAAAAGUGAACAAUUCAUCAAACCCAUCAAACAUUGAAUAUUUAUCAAAACCGCUUAGAUAUUCUGAGGAUGGUAAAGAAAACCUUAAUAUUCUUAAUAUAGGUUUUGGUCUUGGAAUCAUUGACACUGAAAUUCAAAAAUACAAACCUCUCCAUCACACAAUUGUUGAAGCACAUCCUGAUGUUUAUAAAUUUAUGAUUGAACAAGGCUGGGAUAAGAAACCAGGGGUAAAAAUUAUAUUUGGUAGAUGGCAAGAUGUAUUGGAUGAGCUGUUACUAACGCUGAGUGGAGAUGGUGAAAUGGGUUAUGAUGGGAUAUUUUUUGAUACUUUUGGUGAAUAUUAUGAUGAUUUGCAUGAUUUCCAUGAGGAAUUGCCAAACUUGCUUAAAUCUGAUGGUGUUUAUUCAUUUUUUAAUGGAUUAGGUGCCACCAAUCCAUUUUUUCAUGAUGUUUAUUGUCGAAUUGCAGAACUUCAUCUUGCUGAUGUUGGACUUUGCACCCAAUUUGUUGAGAUGGCUGUCAAUUUAUCAGAUGUUGAAAGUAAAGAGAUCUGGAAAGAUGUAAAAUCUAAAUAUUGGACUUUAAAUACUUAUCAUUUACCAAUUUAUGAAGUUAAUUGGAAUGAUGUUGAAUCAAUUUAUAGCUGGAUAAAACCUUUGAAGCAUUCUGAUGAAAUUUUUACACCCAAGUGGAUUUCAUAUGGUGCCAAGUUUCCCUUGCAAGGUCGAGAUGAAACAAUGAGGACAUUAUUUGAAGGCACAGGAAAAAGUAGAUUCCUCCAAGAACUUCCCAAUUUACUCUAUAACGAAACUGAAUAUUAUACAGAUGACAAAGAACUUUUAGAUAUGAUCAAAAAUCGAAUGUACACCAUCAAUGUUACCUUUGGAAAUAGCACUGUUGCAUCACCAGAAGAUGAGAAAUGUAGCCAUAAGAUUAGCCAUGCACCUGGGGUUGUUCUCAAGGGUGUUAAUAGUGAUAGGAAUUUUGAUAAUUAUAUUAAAUUUAUUGUCCUCGCCAUUGAUGAGCUAAACCUUUUGCACAAGUGUGGUAAAGAGUCAGAUCCCCAAGGAAAUCCAGUUCGUCAAAUUGUACAUUCUGCUGGAAGUUUGGGUUGCAGUAGCGGAGAUAUAUUCUAUCUACCAAUCUUAUCUGGCACAAUUCAGGGUCCUCUUGAAAAAGUGUUCAGAGAAUCAACAUAUAUUUAUUUUCACUUACCAUUUUGUCUUCUUCAAGAUGAGGAGAUGUGGAGUAUUAGCAAAGUAUUGCUGACUCCGAACUCUCACUAUCAAACUAUAUCAAUAAUAACAAGACCUUUAAUUGCUGCUGAAGUAAUUGAAGUAAUUGUGAUAUUUGAAAUUGAAUUAGAAAGGAAAGGAAAUUGGAUUGUGGAAUGUAGAACUAAAAUGGACCAGGAAAACUUUACUGGUAUUGACAAUGCAAAUGGAUCCUUGAGUCAUCAGAACUUCAUGAUGGCAGAAAAUGACGAGGAACAAAAUUUAAGCAAGCAAUAUUGA
This is a messenger RNA of Entrophospora sp. SA101, 1845 nucleotides long. Lineage: Eukaryota; Fungi; Glomeromycota; Glomeromycetes; Entrophosporales; Entrophosporaceae. The record is from the annotation of a GenBank genome assembly.